Molecule: messenger RNA, 1394 nt
Organism: Linum tenue
Lineage: Eukaryota; Viridiplantae; Streptophyta; Magnoliopsida; Malpighiales; Linaceae
Source: the annotation of a GenBank genome assembly
AUCCACUUGAUCUAAUUGUUAUUCCAACAUACAAUAGCAAGUUUGCUAGGAAUUAAAGUUCAGCUGCUCAUUUGUGAGUAAUUGGAAAAGUUAAAUGACUGUUCUGUAAUUAUGCCAAUCUUUCUCCGUCGCCUCCAAAUCAAACCUCGAGGGAGGUAAACGGGAAAGUGAAAUUCCCCAAAAUCGCGACGCUGCAAAAACCCGGAGAAAACCUCUCCCGUUAAACCCUUCGCCGUCCUUCCUCCCUACCCACUUUCUCAUUUCACAAUGUAUAGGGUCCAUCGCAGUCGCAGCGCCCUCGCGAAAACCCUCCAGCACCGCUUCUUCUCCCAGUCGGCCGCCGCCGCCGUCAUCGUCGAGGAGCCAGCAAUCCAAGCACCAAUCACCUACCUCGAAGGGUUCCCGAAGCCCGGCCCCGCCGAGAAGAUUCUCGCCAUCCCUCGAGCUUCUUCCGGGAAGAACAUUUCCGCCAAGGAGAGGAAAGUCGGGAGGGUGCCCGCUAUCGUGUUCGAGCAGGAAGACGGGCAGCAUGGGGGCAACAAGCGGUUGAUCUCGGUGCAGUCGAAUCGCAUCCGGAAUUUGGUGGAUAAGGUCGGGAGGUCGUUCUUCCUGUCGAGGCUUUUCGAUCUCGAGGUCAGGAGCGAUUUUGCCAAGGAGGAUGAGAUUAUUGAGAAAGUUCGCGUCUUGCCGAGAUUGCUACAUUUGCACUCUGGAACUGAUGUUCCGUUGAACGUAACCUUCAUAAGGGCACCUUCAGAGGCUCUGUUGAAAGUUGAUAUUCCUCUGGUGUUCAUAGGAGAUGACGUGUCUCCUGGACUCAGGAAAGGUUCGUACUUGAAUGUGAUUAAGAGGACGGUGAAGUUCCUCUGCCCAGCAGAUAUCAUCCCUCCGUAUAUCGAAGUAGACCUAAGCGAAUUGGAUGUUGGCGAAAAAUUGCUGGUGGGUGAUCUCAAAGUUCAUCCUGCAUUGAAGCCCGUACCGCAGGAAGAACAGCCAGUUGUGAAGAUUGCUGGAGCCCGAGUAUCCGACCAAAAGAGAGCAAAAUAAAGUGCCCUCCCCACAAGUUAGUUAGCGAACAGCUGUUAUGUUUGAAUCUGUGUAACACACAACUCCAACAGGGAGCCGUGUUUUCUUGGCAAGGUAGGCGGUUUUCCUGUUGCAGGUAACCUGAAAACCAGACUAGAUCGCAUGCUCAGAGCCAUGUAAGAUUUGGAGGGCGAGAUAAUCUCAUUUUUUGUUAGGAUGGACUGAUUCUAUUAUAUCCUUGGUCCUAUAUUCAAUAUCAGAGGGAUUAGAGCUAGUCUGUUCAAAUUCUUUAUUGAAAACAAGCUGGCUCAAACAGAUUUCAGUAAUGAAAUCAAGACCAAUUGAGUUAUUUCAGCCAGUUGAUCAGG